AUGAGUUCUAACAAGCCUGCGCCUGGCAGAACCCUCUUGCCCCAAAUAGCUCCCCCGUCUCCCAAAAUAACUCUGACGCGCCCCACAUCCUCCCGGGGCGUCCCGCACGUGCCCCUCUCCCCCCCGCUAAUUCAGAAGAAGCCCCCCCACACCCCCCCUCUGCAGCCCGCAACACAGCUGCCAGGACCGCAGGCCACCCGCUCCCAGCCAAACAGAUCUCUCCUGCCAAUCAAGUCACCCCCAUCGCUCAUCCAAUCAGAGACGAGAGACAAGGACCACCUCUUGACGGUGUCCAAUCAGACAGACAGGAUCAGCCCCUCCCUCGAAGUGUGGAAUGAGAAAUGGCCAGUGGAGGGCCAGACUCUGCGGCUGAGCCCAACCCCAUCCAGCGAGAGGAAGGUCAGAUCGAUCUCCAUCUCAAACCCUGAACAGUGCCCCUCCGCUGACGAGACAGCGGACUCAGAACCUCUGAAUCAUGAUGCAGCCACUACUGGGAAGCAUGACUCAGCAGUUCCAUCCCAUAAUAGCAAUGUCAAAGCCUCCCCAGCGUCAUGGUCCAAGGAGAGAAAGAGACCCAGUUCCACCGUGGAGGUUGUCAAGGGGUCUCGUUCCGCUAGUCAAAUAAAACGAAAAUACCAGGACCCAGUCUUGCUUCAAGCCCGGCUUCGGUUGACCAAAACCGGGAAGGUGACAGACUCCAGCCCCAGGCUUCUGGGCAGAGGCCAGGAGAUGAGGGGAGAGCAGGCCGCAAAAAGUACUCCAAGGGACAGCGCCUUCACAGCAGUGGAGAGAGAUUCUCAAACAACAGCACGUGUCCAACAUGCAUCGCCAACGAGCGAGGCAACAUCCAUCCCCUGUGUGAGACCGACGAGGCCUCCACCGCCCACUACAAAGACCCAGAGAGCAUGGAGCAGCAGCAGCUCAAUGUCAGUCCAGACAAACAGGCAGGCACUGAGACCACCCAAAGCAAUACCCACCAUCUCACCAUCCCCCACCAAACACAGAAACACUACGGAAGAAUCCAGCUCUCAUGUGGACCCUGCAGCUGCAGCUGUGGGUUACGGUGGCCCUGGAGGCCCACAGGGCCCUGGAGGAGAGCAUCCUGACCAUCUGGGCCAUAUGCAGGGAGAGGGUACAUUUAGCUGCCUUCCAUGCAGAGUUUCGUCCUUCAGUCACGGCAGGGCCAGGCCUCAGCAUUGCAGCUCAGACUCAAAUCCAGGGCCACGACACCAUGAAAUGACCACAUCGUGUCAUGGCGGCCCACCAGAUUGGACCGCCCGGCUGGCCAGGAGCUUCCCUUUGAAGAGCGACGACAGGUCGAUGGAGGAAGCAGCUCAAUUAGGCAGCCUCCCGCCGCCCUCUGCCCAGAUCAAAGAGGGGGAAACGAGGGUCGACAGCCGGCCGACAUGCCUGGCACCAAGUCAGCCGUGGGAGACCUCGGCUCAGGCCGCGCAUCAGGCUGACAGACGGGUGGAGGAGGGGGGUGAUGAUCCCCAUCAAAACAGCUUCACAUGCUCUGAGGUGGAGUCCACACUGUGCCCUGUAGAUGAUGAGGAUGACGAUGACAGCGUAGGCGACCGCCACUCUGAGAGAGACAGGCGGUUUGCGACCCUGUGUGCGGAUGCAGCCGUUGUGGAGGGCCGCAGGGCUGACUGCCCUCACCCACAUCACAGAACAACAACACCCCGAGCGGGUCCACUGACAGCUGUCCAGCGGGGCACCAGCGAACGUGCCGCGAGCGCUCCAGAAUGUUCCGCCAGUGAAUGGGGGGCUCAGUGGCCGCUGUUGUCCACCGGCAGCCAACACCGGCCACAGCAACAACACCAACAACGCAAACACCAGAACCAACAGAACCGGGACCAGCACCUGCGGGGUCCGGUUCUGCUGACCCGACCUGGCAACAGGUCUCCCCAGUCAGCCAGACAGUCGUUUCGGCUGGUGGGCUCAGACGGCCCAGACACGGAUGUGACCAUGCCGGACCCCCCUCUAUCCGAGCCAUCUGUCUCCCUGGAGAUGAGAACGUGGCAGGAGGGGAAGGUGCUGGACUCGGGGGUGUGGGUGACUAUGGGUGAGUGAGUGAGUGAGUGAGUGGCAUGUAGUGUAUUUAGCUUGGAGGGAGGAGUAGAGGUUUUAAAUGUUCAAGACUUCACAGAGGUUAACUUACUGUGCCUUUCAUUUGUAUGUCUGAUAGUCUGACUACGUUGCCUAAAUGUAUUCCCUUAGCGGAAAA
Alosa sapidissima (American shad) is the source of this 2230-nucleotide messenger RNA. RefSeq lists its product as uncharacterized. Lineage: Eukaryota; Metazoa; Chordata; Actinopteri; Clupeiformes; Clupeidae. Bases 1 to 2076 code for a protein of 691 amino acids. The transcript has 3 exons. The record is from RefSeq and is a predicted model, not a curated record.